GACAGAAGCCCUCCUUCUCGUGUCUGAGCUAGGCUCCACCUCUCACUUUCCCUCCCAGCUCUCUCUCCAUCUUUCUCUCAGCAUCACACCCACACCCACACACACACAACACAUGCGUACACACACGCAGAUACACACACCCUCUCUCUCAGACUCUCCACUCCAUAUGAGCCUUCUCGUCAGGGCUGACAGCUUUGGAGCUGAAGGUGUGCAGCUGUUGCCAGUGGACAUCCAUCUGGGAAAGGAAGUCUGAAAAAAAAUUGCUCAGACUCAAGAACCUUGCAACAUCAAGCAGAAGUUGUCUGAAGCCCUUCCUGGGAUUUUGAAGAGAACCCAAAGAAACACAGCGAGCUGCCAGCGACUGCCUGGCUGCCCAGCGUCGCCACCAUGAAUGAGAGUCGAAGGGAAGCGCUGGCGGCUGCGGCCCCUUCGCUCACCACUGCCUCCUCCUCGACAGCUGGCUCCAACACCACCAGCAUGGCCGGACCGGGCACAGGGGAGAAGGAUGAAGCCUUCUCCAAGCUGAAGAACAAGUUCAUGAACGAGCUGAACAAAAUCCCAUUGCCGUCAUGGGCCAUCGUCUCCAUUGCUUUCGUGGCCAUCAUUCUGGCGUUGGCUUGCUGCUUUUGCGUCUGCAAAAAGUGGAUUUUCAAAAAGAAAAACAAAAAGAAGGGCAAAGACAAGGGCAAAAAUGCCAUCAACAUGAAGGACGUCAUGGAUGGGGCCAAAACCGAGGCCUUGAAGGAUGAGGAGGAUGCGGAGACAGGGCUGACUGAAACGCAGAAAGAGGCCGAGCCAAAGGAGGACGAGAAACUGGGCAAAUUACAAUACUCCCUGGAUUACAAUUUCACGGAGAAUACGCUCAUGGUGGGGAUCAUCCAGGCUGCAGAGCUGCCUGCCAUGGAUAUGGGAGGCACAUCUGACCCUUAUGUGAAGGUCUACCUUCUGCCUGACAAGAAGAAGAAAUUUGAGACCAAGGUCCACAGGAAGACCCUAAACCCAGUCUUUAACGAACAGUUCACCUUCAAGGUGCCCUACGUAGAGCUUGGUGGCAAGACGCUGGUAAUGACGGUGUACGACUUUGACCGCUUUUCCAAGCACGAUGCCAUUGGCGACAUCAAGGUGCCCAUGAACAAGGUGGACUUCAGCCGCGUAACAGAGGAGUGGAGAGAUCUACAGAGUGCUGAGAAGGAGGAACAAGAGAAGCUGGGUGAUAUCUGCUUCUCUCUGCGAUACGUUCCCACCGCGGGCAAGCUGACCGUGGUCAUCCUGGAGGCCAAAAACCUGAAAAAAAUGGACGUGGGCGGCUUGUCAGAUCCAUAUGUGAAGAUUCACCUCAUGCAAAACGGAAAGAGGCUGAAGAAGAAGAAAACGACAAUCAAGAAGAACACCCUCAACCCUUACUACAACGAGUCCUUUAGCUUUGAAGUUCCGUUUGAACAAAUCCAGAAAGUCCAAGUUGUUAUAACUGUUCUGGACUAUGACAAGAUCGGCAAGAACGACGCCAUUGGCAAGGUGUUCGUGGGCCUGAACAGCACAGGCACAGAGUUGCGCCACUGGUCCGACAUGCUGGCCAACCCGCGGAGACCUAUCGCCCAGUGGCACGUGCUGAAGCCCGAGGAGGAGGUGGACGCGCAACUCGCCACCAAGAAAUAGGCAGGGCCACUUUCAGCUCCCUGCCUUGUAGUACUCUUUAGCCAGUAUGUGUAAAUACCUCAGUGAUAUAUGGGUCCAUCCAUCUGAGCCCUCCCUUUACCUUCUGAUUACAGAGUAAAUCAAUCAAAUGUCCCGCUUUUCUUUGUCUGUUAGGUUCUCCGUUUCUCUGAUUUGAUUGGUUUCCUCCUCUGAGCCCUUCACCACCACGACCAAAAGCCCCCUUCUUUUAAGCAAUAUGAUCUGUAUAGAUAGCGCAUGACUGAAAGAGUUUAUUGUACCACGGUUGUAUAUAUAAGUAUGCAGACAAAAAUGAUUUCUAGUUUCUGUGUUUGUAUGUUGUUACCCGUUUCCUAAUCUGUGUAUAUCUUGAUGUUUUUAAUAAGAUGUUCUAUUUUAAAUUAUGUAAAUGCAGAUAUAGAGGAAAGCUAAUAUUAUAUAUCCCAGGAUUUAAAAAUUCUACCUUAUUACUUUAUUGCAUUCCAGAGUAAAAAGACAAUUAACUCCAACCUGCGAGUGAGGAAAAUGUUCAGAUCGUAAAGGACGGCGUCUGGCUUUAACUUCAGCAUCAAGCAUAGAGAAACAGAUGAAUAUAAACCAAUAUAAGGCCAUUAUCUGCUAUGGUUCUGUUGGGAAAAUUAUGCUGGAUAUUUUACAAGCACAUGACUCCUAAUGACGUACUUAGUUCUCUACCAGGACCUGCAGUAUUUGUUUGGGUUGAACAAAUCAGAGUUGAGUCUGUCUUCUUUUCAUAUUUGGCCAGAUAUUUUUUUUUUGUUUUUUGUCAAAAUUAGUUGAGAAACAGACCUGAUGUUUGAGGGGGGGUAGAAAAAAAAAGCACCAAGCUGUAGCCAUUGUGCCCUUAAUCUUGUUUGACAAUAUUUUGUUUAAACAGCCUUGUUGUACUUGGAAGAGUCACGUUUUAAGAAGGUUUAAAAAGAAAAUGCAGAUCUGGACUUAAGAGGACUAUUUUUUAGUGCAAAUCAGCGUGUUGACUAUUUUUAGUAAAGUGCAUGAUACUUUUUAUUUUUACGAUCUUUUACUUAAGGCCGGAAAACACCAGGGAGAGCUCUUCUGUUGUGAUUCCCUUGCCUUCAAACAGUGGAGUGGCCUAAAAAAAGACAAAAAAAUCUAACUUUUCCUCAACAGAAUGUUGAGCUUCUAAACACUGCCAUUCAGGGAGACGGCUUGACUUGAGACGCUCUCUUCAUGCACACUCCCACUCGCUAGUGGUUGUAGCUUCGGUUUUUUGGGAACAAUGUCUCUGGCUGCAGUGGUGCCCUAAGUCGCAGUCCUUGCUUUGCGUUGCCUUCUCACAGUGACAAUAGAGCUAGCCAUGUUUUACUGCCAAUUUUAACUUUUAUGUGGCUGCUGUUUUUGCACUGGACGUCUUUGAAACUCGCUCAUUUACUUCUCUAGAGAAUAUGUUUGCUUUGUGAUGGGUCACCUGCAGGGGGAGCCAGAGAUCCUCACAAGGACAAAUUACAGCGUUUUCUUUUUAAGCAGGCAAGGAAUUAAAAAUAGAGGUGUGGGGAAAUUGGUCCAUCAAUUUAGUAAACUGUACAUUAGUAGCAUUAGUUUGUUUUUAGGAGACAUUUGUAAACUUUUUAUGCUCAGAAUAUAAUUUCAGAUUGUUUUUUUGUUUUUGUUUUUUCGGUUUUAUGCUGCUGAAAGGUUUAAGUGAGCAUUUCAACUCCAGUGCUCAAAAUUUAUGCUUUUUUUCUUGUUCUACAGCAAGAAAAUAUACUUUUCUCCAAAACUGCUCUCAAAGUGGAGUGUAAAGUACUCCAAGAGUGCUCAAAAUAGAGAAAAUGGGCUUCAAUCCAUAUUCCAAGUGUAUAAUUUGAGAAAAAGAUUCCUUAAUUCCUUAAUAUGAAGGAUAAGAAUAUAGCGUAUGCAUACAACUUUCUACGCUGAAACAACAGAUUGUGUGCAUACAGUUUGUAUAACUACUGUAACUGGUUGCAAUUUGUACAGAAUAUUCCCUAAACUGGGUGUAUUUGUACAGCAGCCAGAACAAAUGGUUUGCAAACCUGCAGAUUCUAAUCCAUGUAUACAAGCUGACGGGAUUCAUUCCCGGCUAAUCUGAAGGCAUGGAUUGCAACCCCACUGUUUGGUUUUUAAACUCCUGGAAUAGAUUCCAAUCUGUGCUUCCUAAACUGUGGAGAAUAUUUGCAUUCCAUGGUUUGGUUUCCUCAACUAAACGCAACUGAUUGCAAUCAUGUCACUCUCAAAACUGCAGGAACAGAUAGCAGUUGUUUAUGGAGUUUCUGAUACUGAUGAAACUGACUGUAAUCCACACAUGUAGUUUCCCAAUUUUAAUGAGUAAAUUGUUGUAUGUGUUUAGUUUCCCAAAGUGAAAGUUUGAAUUUCAAAUUGUAGUUUCUGAGAAGGUUUGAACAUCUGGUUUUCUCAACUGUGAAGAAACUGACUGCAAAUUCCUCUGUACAGUUUUCUAAACUGAAGGAAAAGCUGGUAAUCUGUGUAUAUUUUUUAUAAGCUAAAGAAAGGAACUAUAAUUAUGCACAGAGGAAAUGAGUUGUGUAGGUUUCCUAACCUAGAGCACACGUUGCAGUCCAUGCAUAACUUUUAUAAACUGAGAGAACAGAUUUCAAACUGCGUACAGUUUCCUAAACCAACAAAAUGUAUUUCCCCCACCUCCAUUCUUUUAUUCCACCUCCUUGCCUGUGUUAGGCUCCGCACCAUUAGGCCAACAGCUUCAGAUUACUAUUGUCGCUAACCUGGGGAGCAGGUAAACAACCAUAAAAGUUAAUGGUCUGCUGUGACCAUCGUGUCCUUUACUUACGGGUCCAAUUAGGAGCAGAAUAAUCCAUGAAAACCAUGAAGUCUCUUAUCUUGGAGGAACCUCUUGCAUAUACUCGAUGCUUAUAUUUCAGGAGGACUUUCUAAAUGUUUUCAAUGUUAUUGUGUAGUUGAUAGCACUAUUAUGAAAAAGCUACUUGUCAUUCCAUAGGAGUCUCUGAGGACUGCUUUGUGUAUCACUGUGACUGCCGUGUGUGCUUAGAGAUGUAGAUUUAUCAGUAGGUAGCGAGUUCGUUCUGUAGUGAUGUCGUAGCAUUUAACGCCAUCCCCCCUCCCCUUCUACACGCAACCAGAGAGACAGAGUGAGCGUGCACGCCGCCGCACGACGUCACGCGUUUUUAUCCGAGCGGGUCGCUUUCACACAGCAUUUUGUUGAGCACUGUGCAAUACUUGUAUGUUCAUCCCAUAGUGUAACAAUCAGCAAGGAUGGCGUUUGUCCUUCCCGGCGAGGCGGUACGAACCGUACAUCCACCUUGUUCACCUCCUUUUAGAGUUUUCCUCCCUCGUUUCUUCUUUUUUUUUCCGCAGGUUUGUUUUUCUCCUCUUGCACACAAUUCCAGCAUCAGACGCUUCAGGGAGUCUCAGUUCAAAACCAAACAAGAUAAAUAUCCCUAAAAAUGCCAUGUAUAUAUCCACAUCAUGUCAGAAGAAAAUAAAACGGUGAAAUAAAUAUAUCUAUUUAGCAACUAGUAUCAUUCAACAUUUUAAAUCUCAUCAUUGUUAAUUUUCUGCCUUAAGUCAAAAUCCCUUUUUUAUAUUUGAGAAGAAACUCUGAAUGUACAAUACAAACUGUUAGUGUAGAUUUCUUCAAUCGUGAGAUUAUUAGAUGUACUUUGCACUUUUUGUUGUAAUAAAAAAGUAAACAUAGUAACUUAAAUGAUUUUUAAAUAUACAUUCAUAACCUGUGUGAGGUGAAAGCUCUCCCCGUCUAUUAAUGUCCACACAGCUUCAGCCAUGUUGAGGGCUAAAAGUGUCACAAUUCAAUAAAACCAAAUAUAAUUUACAUUUGUGAUGAAUAAAUAAAUAAAAAACGUGACUUAAAUGCAUGACUAAAUACACAAUGAAAUCAAUGUGAGUACUAAUUUACAUUCUGAGCAACAAUCAAUCAUGAAAUGAAUAAUCUGCACCGCAACUCAACUCUUACCCAAUCACAUUGUGUACAGCUGCAUUAGCCCCGCCCACCAAUUGAAAUUAAUUUAAAUAGAUCUUCAGCCUUCAAAUGAAGUUUUGGUGAUGAAUACAUGUAAAUGUUGUGUAUUUAUUGGAUUAUUGAAACAGUUGAAAAUUUUUAAAUACAUGUAUUUUCUAUUUUAUUUUAAUUAUCACACGCAUCAUUUAGUUAUUUUUGAGAGAUGCAUAAAUGUAUAUGUUUAUUUUAUGAUAAAUAAAACAGCAAAAACAUGUCAAUUUGUUAAAUACACAAUUAAACUUGUAAAUAUGGAAAUUAAGUAAAACUUUCAUUUAACUUCUCUUAAAAUUAUGUAUUAGUCUUUAAUUAUUUCAUAUUUCCUGUGCAUGAAAUUAUUUAAUUUAAAUUUUAUGUAAUUCAUAAGAUUAAAGAAACAAUGAGCAAAUUAAUAUUGAAUUGUCUCACUUUUGGCCAUCAAUACAUCUCCUCUCUUGGACUUGAGAGAAUUUUUGUUUUAUUUGACAUUUUUCACAUGUUAGAUCCAUUAAACCAACAACAGCUUCAGAUUUCAACAAAAACUAUAAAAGGAUUAAAGUCCGAGGCCUCGGCGAAUCCAGGCCACGCUGAAGAAAUUAUCCGAUCAAACAGAGACACAUCAGGGAAUUCAGACGGAGGGCAGCGUUGCAGAACCCAUCGGAUCGUGAGGUGGAAAAAAAAAAAACCUCACUAAACAAAAAGCCAUUAUUACCUGCACUGCAGCGCCACGCCCUCCCCCGCCCCCGUAAUACGGUUUCCUACCAAAGCGUGCAAGUAUAAUCAACACCAAUAAAAAAUCUCCCCUGGAAAAAGCUGAUCAAGCUCUCUGUGUGACAAGAUUCUCUCCAGCGACAAAGCCACACUGACCUUUCAGAAGAAAAGCUGUGUAAAGUAUUAGAAUCUGAUGCUGUAGAAAGAUCCUAGUUGCCUUUGUGUAUAUCAACUGCCUGCUUGAGUAUUUUGUGUGUGGAAGUUUUCUCUGUAAUCUCGUAGAACUGUUUGGGGUGUUUUUUCCUGCCAUAUCGCUCGCAGCCAAAGCGGGCCGCUGACGGUUAUAUUUGCUGUGUAUACCUUCAUUUUCUGAUGAGGUGUUUUACAAUUUCGUUUCACUUUGUGUAGUGAUUCACUCUGUGGAGUUUUCUGACUGUUGUUAUAUAACUUCAUAUACACAAAUGAUCAAUAAAAAUGUUUUAUUUCCUGUU
Poeciliopsis prolifica (blackstripe livebearer) is the source of this 6843-nucleotide messenger RNA. It is a transcript of the gene syt1a, whose product is annotated as synaptotagmin Ia. The transcript is spliced from 11 exons. Gene Ontology annotation, biological process: regulation of calcium ion-dependent exocytosis; regulation of dopamine secretion; cellular response to calcium ion. Gene Ontology annotation, molecular function: clathrin binding; calcium-dependent phospholipid binding; calcium ion binding. Lineage: Eukaryota; Metazoa; Chordata; Actinopteri; Cyprinodontiformes; Poeciliidae. The coding region runs from base 388 to 1656 and encodes 422 amino acids. Gene Ontology annotation, cellular component: dense core granule; axon; synaptic vesicle membrane. The record is from RefSeq and is a predicted model, not a curated record.